GUCACACUGAGCGUCCAAAACAAACAAAAAUAAUAAAAUACAGCUCGUUUUGUGAUUGUUUUAAAAACGGAAAUUAAAAUGACAAACUAGUCCACAGAUCACAAUGGCGAAACGCAGGUAUACAGCGCUUCAGGAAGAGGUAAAUGUCCUUUUGACCAAGGACGAUGAACGCACUCGCAAAGAACUUGAUGCACUGGAAAUUAAACUGGAUCACAUUCUGAGCAAUCAAAGCGAAAUCCUGACGCGUCUUGGCGUUGUGGCCCAGGGCCGAUACGGCCUUGAUGUCUGUGAGGUGGAUGUUGCCUAUUUCCCGGUCUCCGAUCCCGAUGAGCUGCCAAAACUGGACGCUUAUCUGGCAGAGCCCGGCAAUCCCUAUGGUCGGCUAAUGCGUCGUCUUCUAAGGCCAGAUGGCAAAGUAACACCUCUUAAGAAGUCUUUUGUGAAGCUUUUUACUGAUAAUAUCCUGCUAUCCUUCAACUACGCUGGUGUUUCAAAUAAAAAAGCGUUCAAUCAAUAUAAAAACAUAAACAAAACCCUUUUAGACAUCCAAAAAUCCAGUGGAUAUAUCUUGUCGGAUUACAUUACGGAAAUCAGAGCUGCCUUCCAUGCGGCAAAGCGGCGCUGUCACAAAAGGAAUCACGAUCAAAGGCGCAGGAGCCAACUCAGCCAGGAGGCUGAGGCAGAAAAUGAAUGGGACUAGGUAUAACCGAAAGUGCAUCGGACUCGGAUAUCCGUUGCCAGGCUUGUUAGCUUUUCAUGCAUUCGCAAUGGUUAUAUCUCAAUUAAAAGUAUAAGAAGCCAAACCGGUUUUGGUCUUUUCUGUAGGUUCUGUUUUUACCACGUAAACGAGGUUAUUUUCGGCUUACAAACGCCAAACUUUCAAACCGUAACGUUCUGGUCGACAUCCCUCUUGAGAAAUAUGGAUCAAUGAUUCACCAGCAAAUAUUAGGAAUAAGAUCUUAAAGUUAACACUUGCUUAUCUUUUUUGAUGUCGUCACAUCUAUUUUGUUGUAAAGUAUAAAUAGUUAAAAUUUAAGAAAUAAUAUAAAUAAUAUUUGAUAAGUUGUGACUCGAAAUAAAUUAACAAUAGUUGCUAAGAAAAUAUAGUUAUUCUAAUUAUUAAGCUAAGUGAAAUUUUUUAGAAAUAUUUAA
This is a messenger RNA of Drosophila kikkawai, 1152 nucleotides long. RefSeq lists its product as uncharacterized. The record is from RefSeq and is a predicted model, not a curated record. Lineage: Eukaryota; Metazoa; Arthropoda; Insecta; Diptera; Drosophilidae.